AGAACAAUUUGCUUCCCAUUUCAGACGAUCCCUUUAUUUACUGGUGCAUAUAUCAACGAACACCGACAAGUUGAUUUAUUCCAACAAUUUAGUUCAAAAUCUGAAACUCGGAUCUGUUACACAAAGUGAUCUAUAAUACAAUUUUUUAGCUUGCAGCUCAUAAAAACUCGAAAGCAUAAUACAAUUCAAGACAUUCUAUUUUAUAUGUUGCCGCCCCAGAGACUAUUAGUGCCAAAAUAAAUUGUUAAAGUGUUCUUGUUUGUAGCUACAAACAAAAUCUCAGUGUCCUUAUUAACAUUCUUCUCAGAAAAACUUGGCUAAAGAAUUUUUGCGCCAUCUAUUGUCUGAAUUGAUCCAUAACGCUAUGAUAGAUCAGGUUUUAUUACUGUUUGAAUUGUUCGUCACUGAGAGAUCUUUCAUUAAGUUUUCCUCAAUUAAAUCAAAUCUCCUGGCUCGAAAUAGAUACACUCCUCAUUUUUGGAACCGAACGUAAAACAAAUGUUGUUAACAUUCAGGAAUGGCAUAAAUCUGGUCAACAAGUAAAAGGUGAUGGACCCUUGGAAUUUUUACAGAUGGACUUUCAAGAAAGAUGGAGAUAAAUAAAAAAAAAUCUUAAAAUACAUAAUGUAGGUACAACACAGUAUUUAUCUAUCAUCAACCAUAUUUCUAAAUCUUUUGUUUUCAUUUUGUUCUAAAGACCACAAACCUUUUCUCAAAACCAGACUUUGCGUUCAAUAAACUACACUUAUUCAAAUUGUGUUGUUCAAAAAACUUGAUUUUUUUUCCCAGUACAAUUUACUUUAUUUAUAUACUACCAAUUCACAAUAAAUAUCUCGAGGCCCUUUUACAACAAAAAAAAAAAAAAAGAAAAAAGAGCCAAAUCAAUUAGAUUCAAUUCAAUCAAACUGACAGAUUCAAAGGCAGCUGCAUUAGAAUUUGAACACACCUCUUUCUUAGAAGCUUCUGAGAUUUCCAAAUCUGUUUGUUUCAAAACCGGUCAAUAAAACAUAACAGAAAAAUUGUUUAUAUCCCCAAACACUUUUAUUUUAUUUGCUCCAAGAAAAUAUUUUAUUUAAGGGUUUUGUUAAGCCUUUCAAUUUGCUUGUACCAUUCAGCUUAUAGCACAGGGAGAGCAAAGUGGAAUAUUAACCUCGGAACAGGACUUUGAAACUUAAACUUGCAGACUUUUAUGUUGUUUUUUCUUUCUUUUUUUUUUUUUGCAUGACCUGGUGAACCUUGGAAAUGUUUUUUCUACUUCAACAGAGUGCCAAGCUCAUGUGCCUUUUCCAAUGUUCUGACUCAGCAUAAAGGCCCACUUCAGAUAACAGAGCAGUGUUUUAUAACACAAGAUUUGCACUCAGCACAAGUACAGUGGUUCCACUCCCACUGGCAGCUGCUCAGUCAGUCAUGGCUCUCCUGUCUGUACUCACACCCGUCCUCGCUCUGGUCCUGUGCAUGGUUGCCGGCUUUUUGUUUCUGAAAUCUCGGGCACCAGAGACCAGUCCGGGAGUAGCAGGGCAGACCAAGGGGCCCACAAAAAAGGAGUUCAGACCCUGGGUGGAUCAGGACUUGCAGGAUGACACAGAAAUAACAAGAGGAGAUGACGACGAAUGGGUGGAGAACAACGAAGAGGAAGACCUCGCACAUGUUCCCUAUUCACCACAGCGCUACCCGGAGGAGGCCAUGCUGCAGAGGUCCAAGGAUUUUUACUCCUUGAUGAGCCAGAGGAGAUCUGUCAGAUUCAUCAGCCCCGAGCCAGUCCCACGAGAAGUCAUCGAUAAGGUCAUCCUCACUGCAGGAACAGCGCCAAGUGGUGCUCACACGGAGCCCUGGACGUUUGUUGUGGUGUCAGACCUGGACACAAAGCACAAGAUCAGACUUAUUGUGGAAGAAGAGGAGGAGGUGAACUACCGCCAGAGGAUGGGAGAUAAGUGGGUCCAUGAUUUGGCCAGGCUAAGGACAAACUGGAUUAAGGAAUAUUUAGAUGUUGCGCCAUACCUGAUUCUCAUUUUUAAACAGACUUAUGGGAUUCUACCAAAUGGCAAGAAAAAGACUCAUUAUUACAAUGAAAUCAGUGUCUCUAUAUCUUGUGGAAUCUUCCUUGCUGCUUUGCAGAACGUGGGCCUAGUAACCGUCACAUCGACGCCCCUAAACUGUGGCCCUCAGCUCAGGCUCCUCCUCAAACGGCCGGCCAACGAGAAGCUGCUGAUGCUGCUUCCUGUGGGUUAUCCUGCAGCUGACGCCACCGUGCCAGAUUUGAAACGGAAGAAUCUGGAGGAGAUCAUGGUGGCCAUCUGAACCAGUCAGAGAAUAUAAAAUGUGGAAAAGUGUUUAAAUGUCUUUUGAACAACAAAAUACUUUUAAAAUUCUAAAACCACUUAUGGCAGCAAAGAAAAAAAUUUAAUUGGUUUAAGUUAGUGUUUUUUGUAUCCGUAGCAGUUUAAAUGGCACAAACAAAUUGUAUUAAUGUUGAUUUAUAUUCUCCACUAAUUAAUACUCUCAGUCAUCUAUGUAGAAAACUGUAUGGUAUUGCUCUCCUAUUUUUUUUUUUAAUAAACCAGUAAGUAAGAA
Molecule: messenger RNA, 2571 nt
Organism: Poecilia reticulata (guppy)
Lineage: Eukaryota; Metazoa; Chordata; Actinopteri; Cyprinodontiformes; Poeciliidae
Gene: iyd
Product: iodotyrosine deiodinase
Cellular component (GO): plasma membrane
Molecular function (GO): oxidoreductase activity
Source: RefSeq, a predicted model, not a curated record